AUGCGGGUGCACACAGCGAUCCUGGCAGCCUGCUGGGCAGUCGCAGCAGUCGCACAGUCCAACGACGGCAGCAACCUCGAAACCUUCCCCUCCAUCAUCACGCCCUCGUCCACCUCGCUCCCUAACACCCCCUUCAACCCCUCUACAUUCCUGAGCGCCCCCGGUCCCGCCAUCCCUCCCUCCCUCUCCUCCUCACCCACGAAUGCCUCCGCUUCCUCCUCCUUGCCAGCCCGGACAACCCUCAUCUCGGCUCAACCACGCCCUUCGAACGCUUCCUCUUCGUCGCAGAUGACUGCUGCACCGAACGCAUCGGUCAGUGAGAGCGUAGUCACGAGCACGGUGGACGGGAGCGUCGCGACUGUUACCAUCACGAGUUCGGCGAAGCCUUCGUCCGGAGCGAGCAGGCGGAUAGCGCGAGUCGGCGUGGUGGAAGGAGCGCUGGGGGCGGGAGUGGCUGUGGCAUUGGGUGUUGUAGGCGGGGUGCUGCUUGUCUGA
Messenger RNA from Rhodotorula toruloides NP11, 495 nucleotides. RefSeq lists its product as uncharacterized. Bases 1 to 495 code for a protein of 164 amino acids. NCBI's taxonomy places the organism in Eukaryota, Fungi, Basidiomycota, Microbotryomycetes, Sporidiobolales, Sporidiobolaceae. The record is from RefSeq and is a predicted model, not a curated record. The transcript is spliced from 2 exons.